Phlebotomus argentipes is the source of this 2481-nucleotide messenger RNA. Its product is annotated as DNA cross-link repair 1A protein-like. Gene Ontology annotation, molecular function: damaged DNA binding; 5'-3' DNA exonuclease activity. The transcript is spliced from 5 exons. The record is from RefSeq and is a predicted model, not a curated record. Lineage: Eukaryota; Metazoa; Arthropoda; Insecta; Diptera; Psychodidae. Bases 136 to 2283 code for a protein of 715 amino acids. Gene Ontology annotation, biological process: double-strand break repair via nonhomologous end joining; protection from non-homologous end joining at telomere; interstrand cross-link repair.
GGUUUAGUACUAAAAACGCUCGUGAAUUUCACAACAUUGAAUGUUUUCCCUCCAAUUUCUAUGAUUUUUCUCAAUUUUUCAGCUUUUCACAUCAUUUUCCACCCCCAAAAGUGCCCUUAAAUUGCCAAAAGAGGGAUGAAAGGAAGAAUCCACGUGAAACCUCUUGCUGUGCUUCAGGAGCCAGAUUUGAGUGGCAAUCAGGACACUGUGGCACCAGGUGAUCUUGAGGACAAUGUGAUUGUCCUGUCGUCAGAUGGUGAGGAUGUGACAGAGUCAACUGUGCCACCGUUGAGCUUGAGGAGGCGCAAGAGACGAAAAGAAGUGCUGCUGAAGAUUGAGGAAGAAGAUUCUGUGGCGCAACUCAAUGAAUCCCAGCCACAAUCCGGCAGGAAGUCCAGGAAGCAACAGCAGCUGAAGAGCAUAGCUUCCAAGUGCUACAGAAUACAGGAUUUCUUCAGUCCUGCAGCGAAGGAUGAGGUGAAAUGCCAAGAAGUCGUCCAGAAGAUGAUUGUUGACGAAGAAGUUCAACAGCCGAAGGAGAUGAAAGAAAACAGAGAUGAUGACGCAACACUGCGUCAAUUCUCCUCCACAAGAGCCCGAAAUCCCGUCACGAACAUCUUCGUGAGGCGAACAUUGGGCAGGAGCACAAAUCUUAAGAUGAUCGGGAAGAAAUACUUCACGGACAAGCAGAAACGCAUCCAAAACUACUUUGCUGUCCAUCGAGGAUCGACUUUUCGGUCGUAUUAUGAGACAUUUCGCGAAUCUCUCUUCCCGGUGAUGAUUUCCGGUGACAUCAAUGUCAACAACUUCCUGUCCAAGCUGCUGGAAAUCACGGCGACGGCUGAGCAGGAAUUGCUGUUCAACUUCAGUCUGCAGAAGGAUCAAAUCGUGGUGCGUCCGAAGAAAGGCUGUUGUUUCGCCGACGAGGCACAGCUGAUGGACUUGCUGGAGCGGACAAUCAAGCAGGAGGGCGACGUGGAAGUGAAUCCCGAGUGCCAGACAAUCAACAGAGUCUCGACGAGCGGAGAUUCCGGCAUCACUGAACCGCCGGAGAAUCAUCCGCCGGAGAAUCAUCCGCCGGCGAUCAAGGAAGAGCAGCCAAAGAAGAAGCCGCGCCGCGGAAGGAAAGUCGUCUGUCCGCCGUUCAAGAUCGUGAAAGGCACGACGUUCGCCGUGGACGCUUUUCGCUACGGGAUCGUGGACAGAGUCACGCACUACUUCCUCACGCACUUCCACGCCGAUCACUACGUCGGACUGCGCAAGUCCUUCGACCGCCCAAUUUACCUCACGGCCGUCACGGCGAAUCUCGUGCGUGCGUUCAUCGGCGUGCACGAGCGACAUCUGCACGAGAUGGAGCUCAACACGCCGAUCACGAUUGACGGUGUCGAAGUCACGGCCAUCGACGCUAAUCAUUGUCCUGGAGCCGCGAUGUUCUUCUUCAAACUGCCCAGCGGCGAAACUGUUCUGCACACGGGCGACUUCAGGGCGUCUUAUGCCAUGGAAAUGCACCCAAUCUUCUGGAAUAACGACGUCGACACCAUUUAUCUCGACACAACCUACUUGUCCUCGCGGACGGUGUUGCCGAGUCAGGAGGAGAGCAUCCAGAGUGCCGUCGAGGCCACGCAGACUUUCCUCACGCGCAACAUCGGCGAGAAGACGCUGGUGAUCGUGGGCACUUAUGUGGUGGGCAAGGAGAAUGUGUGGCGCACGCUGGCCACACACUUCCGCCUGCGCGUGUGGCUGGAGGCGCAGCGGCGGCGCGCCGUGGAGGCGCUUGGCGACGCCGACUUGCUGCGGCUGCUGUGCGAGGAUCCGCGCGACGCGCAGCUUCACGUGCUGCCGCUGGCGCAGCUCAACUACGACUACGUGGUGAAGUAUGUGUCGCAGUUCGAGCACGAGUUCACGCACGCGCUGGCGCUGCGUCCGAGCGGCUGGGAGGUGAACUCGCGGCCACGCCAUCAGGGCAGAGUGUCGCUGGUAGGCGUGACGUACAGCGAGCACUCGAGUUACGUCGAGUUGCGGCGCUUCGUGCGCUUCCUGCGGCCGCGCGAAGUGAUUCCCACGGUGAAUCCCGGCGGCGACAGAGUGCCGGCCAAGUGGCUCAGCCGUGGUGUUGAGCCGUGGCGCGAAGGACAGCAGAGUGCCAUCACGAACUUCUUCCCAAUCAAGCAGAAAACCGCGCGGCGACGCCAAGAGUUCGACGGCGAGGCGAAUCUGACGCAAUUCAGCGUCGCCGCACAAUGUGAUCCGGCGGACUUGGCGGCCACCGACUGGACAUUGUGACUCUGCAAUUGCGCCAAAAUUUAUAUUCCUGAAUAAACCAAAAUUUACCAAAAAACAUCCGUUUUUCCAAGGGUUGCUCAAGUGAUGAAUGGACGAAUCAUUUCAGUCGGAAUAUUUUGAGAAUAUCUAAGAAUGGAAUGGAAAAUAAAAACAUUUCGACGGGUAAAUGGAAAACUAUGACAAGCAAGGGGCAAAUAA